UAUUUAUGUUUACACUUAUAUCUGAACUAAAUGCGAGCAUAUCUUGCUAUUUUAAUAUGAUAUGUUUUCGAAACGCCAAAUAAUGUUAAUUCUUGGAAUAACCAGCACGGCAUUGUUAUUUGGAUUUUACUAUGAAUUUCUUGAAUUAAGUUAUAAUCCAGUGGGAACUAAAAAUAUUGAAUACUAUUCUCAAGCUUCAGUUGGUUAUAAUGAUGAGUAUAAACCCUCGUAUAACAUACAACUUUUCAGAAACUCAUCUUUUGUUAGAUUUCCUAGCGAUAUCUGUAAUGACAAUGUCACUCUUCUUGUGUUUAUUGUCUCUGCCUCACAAAACGUCUUAGCUCGCGAAGCAAUAAGAAGUACAUGGGGCACAGCAUGCUCAAAUUCGCACAGAGAUGCCAAAUGUGUCUUUGUCGUUGGCAGAAGUCGAAACGAAUCACUUAAUCGCUACAUUUGGAAAGAAUCUGAUGUCUAUAGAGAUAUUCUGAUUGUGUCAUCUUAUGAUGCGUAUUCGAAUUUAACCUACAAAACAAUGCUUGCCUUACAAUGGAGUACAAUGAACUGUAAUGGAAAAAUAAAGUUUGUGAUGAAAACGGACGAUGACAUGUUUGUAAGUGUAACUAGCCUGACUGCGUACUUGAACAAUGCUCCAAAACAGAGUAUCUUUAUAGGGAAGUGUUGGGGCCCAGCUAUGCCAAAUCGAAAUAAGAAUUCUAAAUGGUACGUUUCUUUGAAACAGUACAAUCACACACACUAUCCAGUAUUUUGCAGCGGAACUGGAUAUGUUUUGUCUUACGACGUGGCAGUAUCUGUCGUUCAGAUAUCAAGCACAGUUCCAUUUUUGUAUUUAGAAGACGUUUAUGUUGCCAUUUGCGCUCAUAGGCAAGGAAUAAUUCCAAAAAAUGUUGCAGGAUUUUAUAACACAAAAAAAGUUCUUAAUUCAUGCAAAGAUGUCCAUACGGUAUUCACGUCCCAUGGAAUAUCAGCAUCCGAAAUGUGGGAUGUAUGGAAGAAACUUGGAAAUUGUAAUUCUACAGAUAUAGUUGAAUGAACAUCAUAAACGUGAUAUUAAGAAUCUGUCUAGCGUGUAUAAUAUCCGGAUUAAUUUGAUUGAUGAAACCAAAAAAUAGUUGUAGUAAGUCUUUUAUUUUGGAAAAAGCAUAUAAAGUGAACACGCAUCUUGUUUAACAAAAUAAAAGGCGAGAAAAGCAAUAAGACAAAACAUACAGUGCCAUAACCAUGAUGUUCCGGGAGAUAUCGGUAAAAUACCGAGUAUCACCGGUUUGGCUGAACCAAUCAUCAAUCUGUUUGACCGAGUAGGAGAAGUUUUGCUGAUAACAAUGCUAUUCCGAGUUCCAAGUCUUCAUUUUUUUUUGAGAGAAAAAAGUGUCCGGCGUUCAAAAUGGCAGCAAGAAUUUGUAAUAUGAUAAAAAUUUAUAUCACAUAACCCUAUGAUGGUCUUGAUGAUUGGGUUUGGUUAAAGCCAAAAACCGGUUAAAUGACCUCUGGAUUGGCUUUCAUAGAGCGCGUUUAGAUUUGCUUGAUAAUGAAUGGUUGACUGUAACCACAGAAGAGAUCUUUGAGCUCUUGACGAACUCCUCUGUAUUAAGAAAUGUACCAUGUGUGCUGUAUCACAGUAAAUUAGAGUGCAGUUUAAAACAUUUUGUGUCAAGUGGAUUUUUGCGCUUCGAUAUGCACAAAUUUGAAAGCCAUAAUUGGGUUAGGGCAUUAGUUGACUUCUAUAUAUAUAUAAACACGUUAUGGCUUGUAUGUAUUUGACCUAGGACGAACUUUAGGGUUGCUUGAAACUAGAAUAUCAACACGUUAGGUUGGUAAAACACUGGAUUAACUUUGACUUAUUAAACAAAAUUUUACUUAAACAUAAAUAAAUGAAAUAAUAACA
Messenger RNA from Mya arenaria, 1903 nucleotides. Its product is annotated as beta-1,3-galactosyltransferase 1-like. Gene Ontology annotation, cellular component: membrane. The record is from RefSeq and is a predicted model, not a curated record. Bases 62 to 1051 code for a protein of 329 amino acids. NCBI's taxonomy places the organism in Eukaryota, Metazoa, Mollusca, Bivalvia, Myida, Myidae. The transcript has a single exon. Gene Ontology annotation, molecular function: hexosyltransferase activity.